AUGUCCAAGUUGAUUAACGCACCCUCUACAUCUAAAAUAUUUGGAUCGGAUGCACUUGGCGAGAGUAGCACUGCCCUCUUGGACAAUUGUCGCAUCCGAAAGGCAAUUACUGAUGCCAAAAAGCGCAAGUAUGAACAUGGUACUGACUGGGAAGGACUUGUUCAUUACAUCGCAAAUGUUCACAACAAGCUCCCACAAUCGGAGCGUUACAUUCAUGCUGUGAUUAAUAAGGGCUUUCAAAUCGUUGUUACAAUGCAUCCCGAAAUGGCUCAGCGGCUGCAUCAUGUUUGGUACGUCGAGAUGGACUACACCUUUUCCCGGGUCCAUAGCUCAGAGAGGAUGGACAAGUGGGAGAUUGCUGGAUUCCUAGAUUUUGUGAACAAGUGCUACAUGUUUGGCAGUCUGUUCUGUGACACAAAGUCCACCCAAGCAUACGAACAGAUUUGGAGCAAAUUCUUUGAUGUAAUCCAGCGCUUGACGGGCCGCCUUUUCAAGCUUGCACCCUUCUAUCCAGACGCAAAGUGUCGCGUCAUUUUGCUCGAUGGUGAAGUAGCUCAGGCUCAGGCGCUUGGGACAUUCCUCGUAAAAUACAACAACCCAAAUAUCAGCAGCAUUCGUUCCAGAGAUCCACUUGAAAUGCUUUCCUACACUCUCAAAACCUGCAGUGUACACUUUAAUCAGCACGCAAAUCUCGAUCCACAAUUGCAGCUUCCCUCAGGACUUUUAGGCAUCUCACAGAGUUGGAACGGACUGUUCCCUCUGAUACUGUUCAAAAACUGCGCAAUUAUCGUAAUCUCUCAAGCACCCUGGAGAUCGAGGUACAGUGAAGUGGAGGCACUGAUUUCGCCCUAUCCUGCUGCUCUGAAUUGGUUCAAGCAGAAGCAGGCAAAUCCCUGGAUUCUCCGUUCGCUCAACCAGGUUGCGUCAAAUAUUGCAUUUGAGGAUUAUAACACAACUCCGCACCACACGAAUCUCAUUGAGUCUGCACAUGCGGCUUGCAAAAGAGAGACUGAGAAGCGGGUCGGUCUACUUGAUGCAAUUCUUGAUGCAUGGAGGCGCGACAACGCUCACGCUGUUAAUCUGGCUCAAAUGGAGCGAAGCGGUGUUCUUCACAAACGCAACAACGACACAUAUCAUCGUGAGGUAAAUUCGGCGCAACGGGCCAAAUGGGCUUGGCAACUGGCAGCGCAACACAGUUUGCAAACGCAGGACUUUCUGUCUUUGAAAGCUGAGCUUGCGGACGGCAACACAGAGCUUGCAGCAUCACUUGCUCGUUCGAAGGAGCUGAAAGCAGAGAUGGAUCAUGUGAAAGCUCAGCUGGGCCUAGAUCGACACGGCAAACAUUUCGCCAUUCAACUAGAUGAGUUGCGAGCUAAGAUCAGCUAG
Molecule: messenger RNA, 1386 nt
Organism: Mycena citricolor
Lineage: Eukaryota; Fungi; Basidiomycota; Agaricomycetes; Agaricales; Mycenaceae
Source: the annotation of a GenBank genome assembly